UCCAGCUGUGUUGAGAUUAUAGCAGAGACCUCGCUACGAUAUUUUUACACUUACGUCGUCUAAUGCUCGCUAGAGGCAUGGCGUGUGGCAGGCUCAUGUCCGCUCCGGUGUGUCUCAUUGAAAAUGAUGAAAAUGGGCAGCUGCAUGUGAGAAAAGAGGCCAAAGACAUUCUGGAUGGGAUCAAGGAGCCGGUGGUGGUGGUCUCUGUGGUGGGACUCUACCGUACGGGGAAAUCUUACCUCAUGAACCGCCUGGCAGGACAACAGUCCGGGUUUGCUCUCGGCAGCACUAUUGAAUCAAAGACUAAAGGCAUCUGGAUGUGGUGUGUCCCUCACCCUUAUAAAGAAGGACACACUCUGGUUCUGCUGGACACAGAGGGACUUGGUGACGUAAGGAAGGGGGAUGAGAAACAUGACACAUGGAUCUUCUGUCUGGCUGUUCUUCUCAGCAGCACUCUAGUUUACAACAGCUUAGGAGUCAUUGAUAACAUGGCACUGGAAAAGCUGCACUAUGUUACUGAGCUGACGGAGAACAUUCGUGUGAAGGCAGAAGAGAGUCAAGACGAGGACAAGACAGCUGAUUUCAUGCGUGUUUUUCCUUCAUUUGUCUGGGCUGUUCGUGACUUCACUCUGGAACUGAUAAUAGGAAACGAGCCGAUAACAUCUGAUGAGUAUCUGGAGAGUGCACUGAAACUCAAACCAGGUUGUUCACCUCAGACUGAGCAGUAUAACCUGCCCCGUCGCUGUCUGCGGCAUUUCUUUGCGGUGAGGAAGUGCUUCGUCUUCCCACGGCCUGCUAGCACGCAAAACAUGAGGAGAAUGGAGCAGCUGACUGAGGAAGAACUGGAUUCCGAGUUUCUUGACCAGGCAAACACGUUCUGCCAUUACAUUUUUGACAGCGCAGAUCCAAAAACCGUCAGUGGAGGCCGUAUAAUUACUGGAACAGCUCUGGGUAAUCUUGCUGAGGUUUAUGUUGAGGCGAUUCGCAGCGGGAAGGUUCCUUGUUUGGAGAAUGCAGUGGUGUCUCUGGCUAAGAUCCAGAAUGUCAGUGCAGUGGAGGAGGCCCUGCAGCUCUACAUGACAGAGAUGUUCAGCAUGACUCAGCUUCCAAUGCACCCAGAAGAGCUGUCUGACAUCCACAAAAAUGCAGAGAAGAAAGCAGUUGAUUUUUUCAUCUCCAUGUCCUUCAAUGACAAUGACCAGCUCUACCAACAAGAGCUCAUGGGGAAAAUUUGUGAUGAAUAUCAGCAGAUGUGCCAGCAGAAUCAGGAAGAAUCUAUUCAGCAGUGUAAAGCUAUUCUGCAUGAGGUGUUUGAGCCACUGGAAAAAGGUGUUUUUGAUGGAUCAUACAUGAGAUCUGGAGGAUACCAAGAGUACAAAGACAUGCUCAGACAUCUGACCAGUGACUACAGAACAAGAACACGCUCCCAAAUAAUGAGUGAAGAAGUGUUGAGCAAGUUUUUGAAAGAAAAGGAAAAUAUUGGAAAUAUGAUUCUACAAGCUGACCAAUCUCUCAGUGAAGCAGAACAGGAGAAAGAAGUGCAGAGGUUGAAGAAUGAGAUUCUAGAGCAGCGGCAAAGAGGUGUAGAAGAACAGAUCCGGUUACAGGAGCGGGCAUUUAAAGACAUGCAGAGAACCCAUAAGGAACAUGUGGAUCAGAUCAUUUGUCAGAUGGAAAGAGAGCAGGAGAGAAUGAGGAAAGACAAUAAACGAGUCCUUGAAGCCAAACUAAGAGAGAAGGAUGCUCUUCUUCAGAUGGGAUUACAGGAGCAAGCCUCCAAGAUGCAGAGGCAGAUUGACAGCUUAAGAGCAGAAAUGAAUAAAGAGAAGUCAGAACCAUCCAGAAUCAGCCGGAUUAUAGAUGGUGUCAGUGCCACAGCAGAAUUGAUCUUGCCGGGCUUUGUUAGCCGUGGUCUGUCUGCAGUCUCAAAAUGGUUCAAAUAAGAG
Molecule: messenger RNA, 1946 nt
Organism: Carassius auratus (goldfish)
Lineage: Eukaryota; Metazoa; Chordata; Actinopteri; Cypriniformes; Cyprinidae
Product: guanylate-binding protein 1-like
Exons: 11
Coding region: 63-1943 (626 amino acids)
Molecular function (GO): GTP binding; GTPase activity
Source: RefSeq, a predicted model, not a curated record